UUUAAAACGACUAAGGCUGUAAUAUUCAAAUAUGCUCAAAAUGUCCCCCCCUCAAUAUAUUGUUAUAAAAUAGAUGUAGUCCCCCCCCGCCAAUGUUGACUCCAUGGCUACGGCCUUGAAGACGACAAUGGGGGUGCAGCGGGCGAAUGGGCGAUGGUGUUCUUCAGCAGCGCUCUCGGGAGGAUUCUCAGUAAAGUUCCCGGAGAGAAGAGGCUGGGUGUCUAUCGGUUCCUGCCCGUGUUCUUCGUGAUUGGCGGUGCCAUGGAGUGGAUCAUGAUUAACAUGAGAGUCGGCAGAGAGACCUUCUACGACGUCUACAGACGCAAGCAGUCGGAGCGCCGUUACCAGCAGCGCCUCGCCGAGACCUCGCAGUCCAGCGGUUCCAACUAAGAGUCUCGCCUUUCUCGAACAGACGAUCGACUCGGUCACCACCCCACACGUCACUCCGUCUCCUCCCCCCCUUCCCGCCGUUGUUGCUGCCGCCGCUGCCACCACAACCGACUUGCGCUGCUUGCGUAGAAGCUACGGGCGCAAAGAACUGACGGCUCGCACUGGGCCGUGCGUGAGACUUUCGGAGCGAGGUUGUUGACAAUGCCGGCGGGCGUGACGUGGCCGCGCUAUCUCAAGAUGCUGACCGCGAGUCUCCUGUCAAUGCUGGCAGGAGCGGAGGUGGUUCACCGCUACUACCGGCCAGACCUGAGCAUCCCUGAGGUUCCGCCAGCGCCGGGGCAACUGCAGACGCGGCUGUUGGGCAUCGAGGGCACAACGGGGACACCACUCAGUGGCACCAGGGCUGCGGAGGAGGAACGCAGCCAUCCCUCGUGACGGCGUCCACUCCCUCAACCUCGAGCACGUGCACGUGCACGAGUUAACGCACACACGAACAUGCACAGGAGGCACAGCACAUGCACAGAAUGUUAUACCUCCUUCACGAUGGUGAAUCAAAAACGAUAAGACUUUUUAUUUUACCAGGUAAGGCCCACCGAGCCAUCUAGCUCUUUUUCAGAAGCGACCUGGCCACAAUGACAGCUCAUUGUAGUGGCUCAUCAUGUGGACAUAUAUAGUAGCCAAAUACUAUAAACGCCAUGUUUCUAAAUGUGGAGGGAAAAACCGGAGGACCCAGAGAAAAAUCCACAUGACCAUAGGGAGAGAGACGCGCAAACUCCAAAUAAACAGGCGUCAGGGUCAGGAUCAAACCCACGACCUCCUGUAUACCAGGUAAGAUAGUUAACAUCUCACCACCGUGGCACCCACUGUUAUGGUGGCCCACAUGACAGCUGUAUUGGCUACCCCCCCCAUCCGAUCAGUACUGAAGCUGGAGCCGAUGCACUUCAACAUGCAUGCACACACACGCUUGUCGUUUUGUACCGGUUUUGCGUCGCCUUUGAAGUUUGUGAUUUUGUUGUCACUGCGAUUUAGUGACAACUGUGACGAUGUUUAAAUAAUGCCUUGAUUAAAAGUUAAACACCG
Messenger RNA from Petromyzon marinus (sea lamprey), 1470 nucleotides. RefSeq names its product ubiquinol-cytochrome c reductase complex assembly factor 5 (gene UQCC5). NCBI's taxonomy places the organism in Eukaryota, Metazoa, Chordata, Hyperoartia, Petromyzontiformes, Petromyzontidae. The record is from RefSeq and is a predicted model, not a curated record.